UAUAAAAUAGGAAUGUUACAUCCUUACUGCUGCCCUCUAAACUAGUUAGAGUGCAGCACGUAUGCAAUACGCGGGUAAAAAAAAUUUUAUUAAGGCUGUUCAUUACUUCUGGUUUUAUAAUGGUUUACGCCAAUGAGAAUAGGCCUAAUUCUUAACUUAUCGCUGAAGUCAUAAAGGUUAGGAAACAAACAAAGUUGUUAUGUUUCACGUGCAAAUCUAACUAAUAAAAUAAUAAAGAUAAUAAAAUUAGUAGUAAAGUUAUAAAAAUAAUAAAAUCAAUCAUGUCACAAAAGAAAAAAGUGCUUAUGAUUUGUUUAGGAAAUAUUUGUCGUUCUCCAAUCGCAGAAGCUGUUUUUGAUGAUAAAAUUAAGAAACUUGAUUUAACUGAUCAAUGGGAAGUAAAUAGUGCAGGUCUUAUAGGAUAUCACACCGGUAAAAGUCCAGAUCGGAGAGCUAUGUCUAUAUUAAAACAGAAAGGACUUACAAGUUAUUCUCAUCGUGCUAGACCAAUCACAGUAGAUGAUUUUGAUAAAUAUGAUUGGAUAUUUGGAAUGGAUGUUCAAAAUAUUCAAGAACUAAAUAAAUUAAAACCACAAGGUAGUAAAGCGAUAAUUGAAUUGCUUGGAAAAUAUGAUCCACAAGGAGAAACAAUAAUACGUGAUCCUUAUUAUGAUGAUGAUAUCACUGGAUUUGAGAAGGCAUAUGAUCAAUGUGUAAGAAGUAUUACAGCAUUCUUACAAAAGCAUAAAGGAAAUAGUUGUCGUUCUCCGAUAGCAGAAGCAGUUUUUAAUACAGAAAUUAAAAAAAUGAAUUUAGUUAAUUAUUGGGAAGCAGAUAGUGCAGCAAUUUUAAAAUAUCAUAUAACAAAAGCUGAUUUUAACAAGUAUGAUUGGAUAUUUGGAAUGGAUGGUUAUAUAAUGGAAUAUUUGUACAAAUUAAGACCAGAAAAUAGUAAGGCUAUUGUUGAACUUCUAGGAAAAUAUGAUCCAAAAGGAGAAACUAAUAUAAGAGAUCCAUUAUUUGACAACGGUAGUUAUGGAUUUGAGAAAGCAUUUGAACAAUCUUUAAGAAGUAUACAAUCAUUUUUAGAGUAUCAUAAAAAUAAUUAAAAUAAAAUUUAGGAAAUAUAUAUGCAUGACUAACUUAAAUACUCUUAAACAGCACUAUUAACCAUCUAUGUGCUUGCAUGCAUUGUAUACUUUUCAUAAUAGCUUUGUAUAAAUGUACAAAAAAUAUAUACUGAUGAAUCAUGUUAUGAAACUAUAUUUUUGUUUAAAAUAUUAACCAAUAAAAUAAAAUAUGUGCAAAUCAUAAUUAAUGUGAAGUAUAUGAUAUAUGAGAAAUAUGUGAUAUAUGUGAUAAAUGUGAAAAUAUAUAAUAUA
Messenger RNA from Vespula pensylvanica (western yellowjacket), 1382 nucleotides. Its product is annotated as low molecular weight phosphotyrosine protein phosphatase-like. Gene Ontology annotation, molecular function: acid phosphatase activity; non-membrane spanning protein tyrosine phosphatase activity. NCBI's taxonomy places the organism in Eukaryota, Metazoa, Arthropoda, Insecta, Hymenoptera, Vespidae. The transcript has 7 exons. Gene Ontology annotation, cellular component: cytoplasm. Gene Ontology annotation, biological process: protein dephosphorylation. Bases 282 to 1109 code for a protein of 275 amino acids. The record is from RefSeq and is a predicted model, not a curated record.